AUACCAUGGCCCGAAUUUGGCAGUUGUUCGACGGUUUCCCAUGACCAUUAGUGAACUUUCCUGUCAACUUGCACUGAAGCUCAAACCGGAAGGCAGGAUAUCGAUUGAUUGUUGUUGUACCCAGCGGCCCGCCAACGCCGUGAGCGCCAUAUUGAUAUGUUCAUUCUUUUCUAUACAUGUCCUCUGAUCCAAGCAAUUUCACCAUCAUGUCGGACAAGGAGCUCGAAGCUGCAUAUACAGAAAUCAUUCAAAAGUACUCCCAAGGCGAGUUCAAAGGGAGAAAAUACUCGAGGAAGAAUAUGUAUUCAGACAUGCAGACCGUAUUUCGUGAAGACGGUUCUGCAGUCAAGAGAUACGAGACCUGCACACUCUGUAUGAAGGAGCCAGAACGUAACCAGCGCUUCAUGAAAUGCUCAGGCUGUGUAGAUGAAAAUGGAGAUGGCACCCCGUAUUGUAGUAAAGAAUGUCAGCGUCUUCAUUGGCCCGAUCACAAGCUGCGCUGCAAGAGUACCCAAGAGCGUCGCAAGACGCUCCAGCAACUCAAAGAAGUUGACCAAAUGAGGGAAAUGUUCCAGAAGGCUCUUGGAUUGGAGGGCUCUGCUCUUCCGGAAUUUGCUCCGUCCAUUGCAUCUCGUGGUCCUGAAAUCCAACGAUGGACUGAGAUGUUUGCAUGGACAUGGAUUCGCGCUGCUCAUCGUGCUCUGAGCCACAAUUACGGAUCGAAACAAUUUGACUACGAAGACACAGCGCUCCUUAUUCGCUGCAAGUCCCGACCAAAGUCGGAGACUGCUGGUAACCCAGCCCUAUUUGCAGAUGUUGAAUCUGCCGAGUUUGUUUCUUUCUCGGGCUUGCCCAGACCAAAAUGGGACGGGAUCUUCAAUUCCAUGAAAGUAAUGGCUUCGAAAAGGAAGCGUGCUGAACAGAUAUCUCGUGCAUCGCUCGGAAAUAGUCAUCGCGGGGUCCUAUGGAUGAUAUUUCUGUUCGACAACGCGGUCCCGCUUUUGGAUGUGCAUAGUGUUAGCAUCUCUCCUUCGCAAAUUUUCGAAAAGAAACUGGACCAUUCGGAUUGGAUCGAAGAACUGCAGAAAUUUGCCCAUAACGGCUGGAUUAUGCGGAGGACUAGCGAUAGGAACGAUGCAAACAGUGCCGUCGGAACGCUUUCUAAGCGUGGCACAACCUGGCAUUGGACAAAGCUUAGUGCUUCAGAAUGCCAGAAACACCAACUCGCCAAAGAAUACCGAAGUGUCUUUCAGGGCGAUUACUUGAAACGUCGGUGAUUCUACGGCGAGUUAGGGCACUCAGAGUCUCUCUGCAAUGAGGAGUUUCAGAGCUCGAUGCUUGGAUAAUUAUAAAUGUGUCUCUUCCCUACU
Lentinula edodes (shiitake mushroom) is the source of this 1370-nucleotide messenger RNA. RefSeq lists its product as uncharacterized. The transcript is spliced from 4 exons. Bases 177 to 1277 code for a protein of 366 amino acids. Lineage: Eukaryota; Fungi; Basidiomycota; Agaricomycetes; Agaricales; Omphalotaceae. The record is from RefSeq and is a predicted model, not a curated record.